CCACUGUCUUAGCGUCAUUGCAGUGCGAAUCAUUGUACUGCACACAUGUCUGUGCUUAUAACUAUUUUGUGUGCAUUGUUUACCUAAAUGUGAUUUUCAUCAUGAGCUCGAUCAAGACUCUCUCAGUGUUGUUACUAGUGCAAUUAAUAUGUCAGUGUUCACAGGGGCAGCAGAAGCAAAAGUUUUUCAGGAAAGACUACACGUUCAUAGAAGACUCCCAGGCGUUCUACAAGAUACACACGAUACACAGGACAUGGUCGGAUGCGAGGAAAAGAUGUGCUAUGGAGGGGGCCAGUAUGUUUUACCCUGAGGAUGAGGUGGAGGCGAGCGCUGUGUUGGGUUUAUGGAACAGGACACAACCGUUUUCGUGGGUGUAUGUUGGAAUUUCAGACUUGUUGGCGAAAGGAGUCUGGGAAACAAUUGACGGUCGUCCAAUACUAGACGUAUACAGCAACUGGGGUCCCGGCGAGCCGAACGACGCGAACAACGUGGAAGACUGCGUGAUCUGGCGGCGAGAGAGUACGCUCAACGACGACCGAUGCGACCAGAAAUACCCAUUCAUCUGCAAGAAGAAUCUUCUUGAUCUGGACUGGAAUACGCUUUGUGAUAUGCCUGAUCCGAGUUACCACUACAACAAGGAUUUCGGCAAAUGCUACAAGUUUCAUCUCACCCCAAUGAACUGGACUGACGCGCACGCGGUAUGCAGCGCAGAACAAUCGUACCUGUCCAUCAUCAACAGCCAAUCAGAGGCCGACUACCUCGUCAAGAUCACCGAGGAAGCCCCGAAGAGCAAGGUCAAAGGGAACUUCUUGAGCGGAGCGGUGUAUCUUGGCUUUCAUAAUCGGGAUGGUGAUGGGUGGAAAACUAUUAAAGGCACCUCUCUAGACGACAGUGGCUACACCGGCUGGGGCAACCAGCAGCCAGACGGUGGUGAAAAUGAAACCUGCGGUUCCAUGUUCUAUAACGGUCGGCUGAAUGACUUGGGCUGCUUCCAACGAUGUUUCUUUAUAUGCGAGCAUGAUAUAGGCCUGCUUAGCGGCGCUAUAGAAGAGAGGUUUAAGGACUGAUACUAGUUUUAUAUUUACUGUUUUUAUCAAAAAACUACACACAUACACAUAAGAAGGUACCUACAUUAGUCAAAGAGCGGCCACUUUAAAAGUGUAAGUUGACCUCAUAGACAUUUUGCAUUUCGUUCCGCUCAAAUUGUGUAAAUAAAAAGAAGAUGAAAUUUAUAAGGGAGGUAUUGGUACUGAUAAUAUAUGUAUCUAGUUAACACGCCAUGUUUUUGUAUCCCCGAUACGGACUACUAAUAUGGAAAGGUAUCGAAACAAAUAUAAUCAUUUGCAAACACGAAACCAAAUAGGUAAAGUAAACCUCAUCGUUUUUUUUAACGAUUGUCAAUUUUCAUAAUGAUCCUGUAAUUUUUGUAGGUAAAAAACCAGAAAGACUGGGGAUUGAAAAUCAGAAGAGUAUGGUUUAUUGCCAGUUUUCUAUUGACAAAGUGUCUAAAGAUUGUUUGGAAUAAGUGUGUACCUUAGUUUAUGAAAAUCUUGAUUGGGCAUAUAUUAUGUUUAUAUACCUUUUCAAUAUUUACUCAUUUGUUAUUUGAUAUAGAUAAACACAUAGCUCUUUUGCUCAUUAACCCUUUGGAUGCCAUAGCUCGCCAAUUAUCCUUAAUACGCUAUCGUAAACUUUGGAGUUUAUGAAGGUCUAAAUUACAUGUCCGUUUGUGGUCAUCUUUCGUGGUCAAGGGUUAAU
Molecule: messenger RNA, 1758 nt
Organism: Leguminivora glycinivorella
Lineage: Eukaryota; Metazoa; Arthropoda; Insecta; Lepidoptera; Tortricidae
Gene: CTL10
Product: secretory phospholipase A2 receptor-like
Exons: 5
Coding region: 102-1067 (321 amino acids)
Source: RefSeq, a predicted model, not a curated record